GCAGCUGGAGCAGCUUCCCCUGGCACGGCCGCGGGCACCGUGCACCAUGGCAGAGCCUUCGCUGCCCCUCUCCUUCCUCUGCCUCCUCGCCUUGUCCUCCGCCUGCUACAUCCAGAACUGCCCCCGGGGCGGGAAGCGGGCGCUGCCCGACGCCGCGCUCCGGCAGUGCAUGCCCUGCGGUCCCGGCAACAGAGGGAAUUGCUUCGGGCCCGGCAUCUGCUGCGGAGCGGAGCUGGGCUGCUACCUGGGCACGGCGGAGACGCGGCGCUGCGCCGAGGAGGAUUUCCUGCCCUCGCCCUGCCAGGCCGGCGGGCAGCCCUGCGGCGCCGGGGGCCGCUGCGCCGCGCCCGGCAUCUGCUGCAGCGCCGAGACGUGCGCCAUGGACAGCGCCUGCCUGGACCAGGGCAGCGACGGCGCUCAGGAGGCGGCGGAGGAGAAGAACCUGACGGUGCUGGACGGCUCGGCCGGAGAUCUGCUCCUCAAGCUCAUGCACUUGGCAAACCGGCAGCAGCAGCAGCAGGGCAAGCACCCCCUGCUCUGAGUCCCCCCAACUCUGACCGACCCCCCCAACCUCGGCUCUGUACAUAGGAGACCCAAUAAAAGCCCUCGUGCACUGUG
Messenger RNA from Lonchura striata (white-rumped munia), 618 nucleotides. RefSeq names its product vasotocin-neurophysin VT. The record is from RefSeq and is a predicted model, not a curated record. Gene Ontology annotation, molecular function: neurohypophyseal hormone activity. NCBI's taxonomy places the organism in Eukaryota, Metazoa, Chordata, Aves, Passeriformes, Estrildidae. Gene Ontology annotation, cellular component: secretory granule; extracellular region.